GACAAGACACCUUGGUCUCAGCCUGCAGAGAUUGUUGAGCAAAAGACAGUCUGCUGCUUAGUAUGGCUAGGAAUGCCUACUUUAUCCUGCUCUCAUGCCUGAUCGUCCUGUCUCCAAGCCAAGGCCAGGAGGCUGAAGAUGACCUGCCAUCUGCCAGGAUCAGUUGCCCAGAAGGUUCCAAUGCCUACAGCUCCUAUUGUUACUAUUUCACUGAAGACCGUUUAACUUGGGCUGAUGCAGAUCUUUUUUGCCAGAACAUGAAUUCAGGCCACCUGGUGUCAGUUCUCAGUCAGGCUGAGGGCAACUUUGUGGCCUCUCUGAUUAAGGAGAGUGGUACUACAGAUGCCAAUGUCUGGACUGGACUCCAUGAUCCCAAAAGGAAUCGUCGCUGGCACUGGAGCAGUGGGUCUCUGUUUCUCUACAAAUCCUGGGCAACCGGGUCUCCUAACAGUUCCAAUCGUGGCUACUGUGUAUCUCUGACUUCAAACACAGGAUACAAGAAAUGGAAGGAUGACAACUGUGAUGCCCAAUACUCAUUUGUCUGCAAGUUCAAAGGCUGAAGUCACCUGAAAAAAAUAGUCAUAUAAAGCAAAAUUGAAAAUACUAUAGAGUCAGAAAUUAAAUUGGACCAUCUAUCAAAAGCAAAUUAGAUCCUCUCUUCCUGGAGAAGGCAUUCUUACUUCACUGUACUACGGUACCUUUAUUUCCAUUAUUUUCUGGAAAUUUGAACAACUGAAAUAAAAAUACCUUCACAAUGUUGCA
Molecule: messenger RNA, 762 nt
Organism: Mus caroli (Ryukyu mouse)
Lineage: Eukaryota; Metazoa; Chordata; Mammalia; Rodentia; Muridae
Product: lithostathine-1
Source: RefSeq, a predicted model, not a curated record